CCUUUUCCACUUCCAAGCCAGACCAAGAUUGGGAAAAUACAUUUCAGUCCUGCUUUCUGCAUAAAAGCAACAGAAAAAUGGCAAAUUUAAAAGUCUCUGCCUUCCUGAUUUUCCUCUUGUUUCAGGUUCAAAAAGGUAAUGCAAAAAAUAUCUCCACAACUUCUGUGACAACUACUGAGACAAAUCCAACAGCCUCAACAGGAACAACAAACACAGGAGAGACUGUUAAAACAACUUAUUCAGAAUCACCAGUGAUAAGGGGGAAGACAAAUACGCAAGAUGCAGGUAGCCAGCAAACUACUAGAAUUACAGUGUCAAGUAUUUCUUCAGUGACAGACACUUCUACAAUUGUACCAUCUACAGGAAGCAAAAACGCAACAUUUGAAACAAUAACCCCUGAGAAGAAUGAAACAGCAGAUAACACAACAACUGUUACUCAGUCAACACUUAUCUCUGUGGCAUCUACUAGACAGAAUGUGUUCACUAUGAUGUCAACCAACAAGGCUGAAUUAACAGAUCCUGCACCUUGGUUAGAACCAACUUUAACUACUUCUGCAAAUGGAUCCAGUCCUUUGUCUGUACUAGCCUUUGCUGUGAUCAUCCUGAUCUUGAUCCUUGUAAUAGUUGUGGUGAUCCUCUUCAGUGUCAUCAGUCUGCGAUUUAAAUGUUGUGAUUUUCAGGAUGCAUCACAAGAUAUAAGGAAGGCAAGGAAUGCUGCACCAUCAGAAAGCUCUCAGGCUAAUGGAGAAAAAGAGAGCAUUACUCUGGUUUCAAUGCGAACUCUAAGUACUGAAACUGGAGGACCAGAACCAUCAAUGCAGGGAUCUCUUCAGAAUGAUGCCAUUGAAGCUGGUGAGACUGAUAAACACUUCCAACAAAUAAAUAACACAAAGUUGGUAUAAAGAAAUUGACAGAGGCCAAUGCUGCAGAUAGGAAUAAACUAUGGAGAAACAUGGACUGAAUCUCACAAUACAACUUAGACAACUCAUUCCAUUCAUCUUCUUUAUUAGUAAAUAGUUCUAACAAUUUUUUUAAAUAAAACAACAUCUGAAAAGUUUCUUGCGUUAUUAUGGACUAAUAUGUGACCUAUAUUCCAGAGUGCUUCACCAUUUUGGGAGCUAAAAUAACAUUAAAUAAGCUGCAACUUUGUAAA
This is a messenger RNA of Rhincodon typus (whale shark), 1153 nucleotides long. It is a transcript of the gene ecscr, whose product is annotated as endothelial cell surface expressed chemotaxis and apoptosis regulator. The transcript is spliced from 11 exons. The record is from RefSeq and is a predicted model, not a curated record. NCBI's taxonomy places the organism in Eukaryota, Metazoa, Chordata, Chondrichthyes, Orectolobiformes, Rhincodontidae. The coding region runs from base 78 to 902 and encodes 274 amino acids.